AUGGAGGGAUGGAAACCAGAGACCGCCUUUUCUGUGGCUCUGAAGGAGUUCAUCUCGCGACCAACGAACAGCAAAAGGAAAACGCCGACCUUCAUCCAGAGGGUGCUCGACGGUGAGUGGACGACACCUCACGAUGUGAAUGAAGAGCUUCAAAGAUUGGAAACCGAAACGUCGCAGCGUACGACCCGAAGAGUUUUGAGAAAUGUGUUCAACGCCGUUUCAAACUACAGCGGAGUCAUUGGUGUCCUGUGUCAGGCAGAUCCGUAUCCAUCUGCGUUAGUAUGGGGAGGCCUCAAGGCCGUUAUAGAGUGCUUUCAUCGAUACAGCGACCUCUUCAAGCGCCUCGUGGGACAGCUCGAUGCACUCGCGCAACAAUUGAACAGGCUUAAACACUAUGAGGCGCUUUUCUCCGCAUCUGAAGAUAUGAUGGACCUAAUCGUCUUUUCGUACAAGUCAAUCAUCCGGUUUUGGAUCACGGUCGAAGAUCAAUGCCGAGCGCCGGCUUACAAGCUGGCACUAAAAUCCUUGACCUCAUUCAAUACAACGAGGGUUGAAGAGAUCGUCGCAGACGUCAAUGCCAAGAUUGACAACAUCGAAAAAUACUUGCCAAUCAUACAAGAGCAAUUUAGCCGGAGAGAUAAGGCAGAUGCGUCGAAAGAAAGAGCUCAGGCGCAAGUCACACUGAGCCGGAUUUUGCAAACAAUGUCAGAGAGCAGAGAAGAGGCAAAACGGAAACAAGUUUACACAUGGAUUGCAGGCGCGCAUGGGUCAGUACUCAGCGACAGCAACGCCAGCCGCCACAAGCGGCGACUAGGGCGACAGCUUGAUGGUACAGGCCAAUGGCUUCUGGAGGACUACCACUUCAGACAUUGGUUGGAGCCUGAUUCUGGCUCAAACGUCUUGUGGCUUAGAGGCGGAGCUGGAGUAGGGAAGUCAAUUAUCUGCAGCCACGCGAUCAAUGAGCUCGAACGUCUGCGCCCAAAAGCAGCCAUCGCAUCCCAUUUCUUCAGCUUCGACGAGGAGGAAACACCAAUGGACAUAUACCGCAGUUUGGCUGUGCAGCUUUACGAAUCUCUUUAUGGCGACACGGGAGAGGUUUCGGAGCGCCUCUGGAGCCUGCUCCGUGGCGAUGUUGCAAAGCAGGUGGAUCUCCAGAGAGCAAUCAAAGCAUUACUGCUAGAAGCUAGUAGCGCGUUUGUUUUCAUUGAUGGGUUGGAUGAGCAGUGUGAAGACUUGAAGAAAAACAAAAGAUGGGAUCAAGUCAGCGACAUCAUCUCAUUUCUGAAUGCCACCGCCCAGGAAACCGAAAUUGCCUUGAAACUUUGGUACAGCUCUCAGGACAACCAAAGUAUACGGAAUCUGCUUUCGGAAAGCGAAGAGAUUCAGCUUGGAGCUGCGAUCAACAGCAUUGAUAUCGAGAGAUUUCUCACGCUGUCGCUGACGUCGACUCAAUUUCUGGAGAUCGAAAGCUCGAUUAAAGCCAUGAUUCUGAAGAACCUGAAAAAGCAGGUGAAUGGCAGUUUUCUGUGGGCCAGUUUGAUGAUUGAUGUCAUUAAAGAGGCUCCCACCGUGCGCCAUAUCUUUCAUAUUGUCGAGGAGGGCUUCCCAGACGAUUUUGAAACAUACCUGCAAAGAAUGAUCAGCAGAUAUCCUCACAGCAUUCAUGAGUUCAUAAGCAAACACCAGCUAAAGAUCACUAGCAAUGUACUCUCCUGCUUGCUUCAUGCCAAGCGGCCACUGCUAAUUGAUGAGCUGUGUGAAGCAAUCGAAAUUUAUAGGACAAAGCCGGGCGAAGACAUUGACCCAGCCGGGCGUGUGCUUCGGAGCCAACUACAAGACAGCCUCGGACCUCUAAUCCGGGUUGAAAACAUCACAGCCACAAGAAAGGAGCAGAUAUGCACAUUAUCUCAUGCUGCUGUGAAGAAGCUCUUAGAGUCGCGACCUGACAUUCUUUCCCAGAAAGCGGCAUGUCGUAUUUCUCCCAAUAUUCUGGCUCAAGGAUGUCUCAAGUAUCUACAACAACCCAGGUACAGGCACCUGCUCAACGUAGAGACGGAUGUCAUUGCAACCGAAUGCGGCAAAAGUAUAGAGGGUCACGCCUUUCUUGAGUACGCUGCAAAGUACUGGCAUAGGCAUCUUGAUGAGCUUCAAUACUCGAAGGAUCUCGGCGACAUGGUCAUGGACUUUGUUUGCUCCCCAAAUUUCAGGACUUGUCUACAGGUGCAGUCCCUAUCUUUCGGACGUAAGAAAACCCCAUAUUUGCUUCAUAUUGCACUGUCUGAUCUUGCUUUAGGCCAAUUUGAUAUUCGACAUACCAAACGUGGCGAUCUUCACGAGAUCCAACUCUUCAAGCCGUUCCCUAGGUGGCUGACGACGGAGCAUACAGAUGGAGCCCAACGGCAAAAGGAGUACAACGAUGCCAUUAUAGAAUGGAGUCAUUUCCUCAGCCGCUACUCUACCUACCGCGGGACCUUCAAAGGCGACGUUCGUCGUUGUCUUUGGUCCACGCUUGGCGCGAGGAAUUUCCUCCAUAAGUUUCCUACAGCCUUCAAGUGCUUCAUCCUGGAGGACAGAACGAAUAAUUCAGAAAACGAUGGACUCAUCUACGAUCGCGUCAGCCCUGAUGGCUCCGAAAUCGACCUGAUGAAGUUGGAGGAGCCAACGCCCAAUACCAAUGACCUGCAGCUGAAAAUCGAGCGAUGGACCAUUAGACGAGGCUCCAGUAGACCGAAAAGAUUAGGGAUACAAACCAUCGCAGUGGACAGAAACGACCUACAACUUUACUGUGGAGAACUGACGCGAGGCGUUCCGGAGAGGGCCCCAAUGGUGGAUGCCACACGCGAUGGAAGACUUCUCCGAAUCGGAUCACGCCUUUACUCAGGUGUUUCAGGCGGGAGGCCUUGUUUUCGAAUGAUCCACCUCGAUGAUGAUGCUCCAGCAUAUAUGGAGACAACAGCGUCCAGUGAGAGACACUAUGCAAUAGCUUGCCGAGGCCGCAUAUCUGUCCAAGACCUUAGGGGAGAUGCCAUAUUUCCUCCUAAGACACCAAAUAUUUCUAGACAGCCAACUCUUCGCGACGAGGUCAGCAAGGAUGACAGCGAGUAUGACAGCGACUGUAGCUCAACGACCACCACUAGUCGUAGUACAGCCGCGGGCUCUACACUUUCGCGGCCGCAAUAUGGACCCGAGGACGGCGCAACAUUCGAAGCAUCGGGGUUUGAUUCAGAAUCAAUUGAACUGCAUUCGUCGUUUUCCGAUGAGGCUGGUCACAAAUUCUCUGAUUGGUCCGACACAACAUCUUCAACACACUCGGCAGAGCUCUCUUGGAGUGAAGGCUCUACCGCUUUUCAAUCUGACGAAGCCCAAGAGCCUCUGAGAGGCUUCGAAGAUGGCUACGAUUCCGGCUCGAACAAUGAGUUGAAUGAUGUUGACUCUGUCGAGCAAAAGUUCCUGGCUAGUGACAUAAGUCUCUCCGGAGAUUCUGUUGACCGAAUAGCUGAGUCUAGCUCAUCCUUAAGGUCCGUCAAAACCUUAGACAUGUUCACCAAUCAAAAUGCAGAGUAUGAAUCGAGCGACGACAGCGAUGAAAGCACCAACAGCAUCGCGUCUGAUCAAUCUAGUUCGAGUGGCUCAAGUCGUAGCGAAGCCAACGAGGACGUGCAGGUUGCUCGAAGGAGACUUGAAUUGCUUCUUGGCAAUCGUAGGAACGGCGUGAAAGGCCCGUUAUGCGAAAUAUUAGUCUUCAGGCUGAAUGGAACCAACGAGCAUGAAAGACGACGUCUGUUCCGCUUCCGCCAACGCAUGAGCUGUCGGCUUUAUGCGUCGCCGCCGGUUUUUCACCCGAAUAAAGACCUUCUGGUAUGGCCGCUCGGAGACUGCAAAAUACUUUUUGCCGAUUUCAUCCACAAGAAAUAUUUUAUCCGGACUGUCAGCAAAUCCAAACCCAAAGGGUGCCAAGUGUCGGUUCAGUGUAAUUUCUCUUCAUGCGGGCAGUAUCUACAUGUGGCGUCGCUUCAAGGCGUCAAAAUGCGAUUUACAGACGGCGAAAGCCGGCUAGGACUUAGGUUGAUCGUUUCGACUCACCGACUAUCAAAGCGCAAGCUUGUUAGAAGUCCUCCGCGGAUGGUAUACCAAACAUCGGUCAAACUUGCCAAGAAUUUCUUCGAGGAAGAAAAGCUAGACGUCAUGAACCUGCCGACAGUUCUUACCUGGGGAGUGAAUCAUUUGUAUGUGGCAGAGAAGAGCCUGGAGCUGCUGGUAUACCGUUUGCCACUGUUUAAAGACGUCGAGAAGAGAGACAGAACACCAGAGUCCCCUAGGGGAGUUGUCCGCAACAUGGGCAACCUAUUCUUGCCAAGGUCCGCAGAAAGCCGCAAGGUACACUUCUUCGUUGUUAGAGAUGACGGUGAUGGUCCUGAGGCAGCCACUGAGGAGGGCGUAAGAGGGACCCAGAAACAUACUGCCAGCAGCUCUAAAGAUAAGUACACAGCACAUGUGCUUCUUGGGGCCCAGAACGAAGGGGGAACUCCUGAGUGGUUCAGGGGCACAUCAAGGAUAGUGUUCGCUCCCAAGAUGGCACCUCAAGGUGUGCAUCUGACCCAAGAGCAACUUGGAGGGUGGAGUGGUGACAUCAAAGGCCAAGAUGCCAUGACGGAUCAGAACGUAGACCAUGGGAAAGGCAGGGAGAUAACAUCAAUGCUCGAGAGAUUUGAGGCCAUGGAGGAUUUCGAAUUUGUCCCGUACUUGCACCAUUAA
Messenger RNA from Colletotrichum gloeosporioides, 4755 nucleotides. RefSeq lists its product as uncharacterized. Lineage: Eukaryota; Fungi; Ascomycota; Sordariomycetes; Glomerellales; Glomerellaceae. The record is from RefSeq and is a predicted model, not a curated record. The transcript is spliced from 4 exons. The coding region runs from base 1 to 4755 and encodes 1584 amino acids.